AUGCUCCGCGGUCAAAGUCUACCAUGGAGGAUUGCGCUCCGAAGCAGUCAACAUAGCCUGUGUAGGGACUGCAGGCGGCAGCUCAUCCAACGGACCGCUUUCUCCUCCUCCGCGACCGCUCGACGACCUACACCCGCCUCUGUUAUCGUAGCUCGACAUGGCUUACAAAUCCGUCAAUUCUCUUCGCAUCCAGUCCGCCGGAAAGACAAACCACCCGAGGACGACCCCCCCGCGCAAUCCGAAGAUGUCGAUGAAAAGGCCAAAAAGGUAACGAACGAACUUGACGAAGCACCCCAGCCCGAAGACAGCGUCGAAUCCAAAAAAUCCCCGUCCGAACCACAACCUAUACCCCAAUCUGUGAACCAGGCAAAACCUACGGCAGCAGGAGGUAAUGGCGGAGAAUCCUCAUCAUCAGCACCUGGACAGAGCUCUGGUGGGGGCGAUGGUACCAGGCGUGGACGGAAGAGUACGCAGAUAUCGAAACCUACCGUUCCGGAAAUCUAUCCCCAAGUCAUGGCCAUUCCCAUUGCCAAACGUCCAUUAUUCCCUGGCUUUUACAAGGCUAUCACAAUCAGAGAUCCAAAUGUGGUGGCUGCGAUCACGGAAAUGAUGAAGAGAGGACAACCAUAUGUUGGCGCAUUCCUGUUCAAGGACGAAACCGCAGACAAGGACAUCAUCGAAAAAGCGGAUGAUGUUCACGACGUGGGUGUUUUCGCUCAGAUUACAAGCGCUUUUCCGGUUCAUGGCGACGAGCAUAGCUUGACUGCGGUGCUCUACCCCCAUCGUCGGAUAAAAAUGACUGCUUUGAUGCCUCCCUCAACCAGUGCUGAGAAAGGCCCAUCUGUGGUCGAGAUCCAGCCCGCAAAUGAAGGCAAACCCGUGGCAGAGGGUGUCUCUGAGAACAAGGGCGACGUCGUCGCCAGUUUCGAGGAACCAAACAAAGACCAGCCCGCUCAGUUGAGUGUGUAUGAGCCAACAGCAUUUCUCCGGAAGUAUCCCGUCUCGCUGGUGAAUGUGGAGAAUCUGACAGAAGUUCCUUAUGAUAAAAAGAGCGAUGUGAUCAGAGCCUUGACCUCGGAGAUUGUCAAUGUCUUCAAAGAGGUAGCGGGUCUCAAUCAGCUAUUUCGAGAUCAGAUUUCAGAUUUCAGUGUGUCGCAGUCCGCCGGCAACGUGAUUGAAGAGCCGGCCAAGCUCGCGGACUUUGCCGCCGCAGUGUCUGCUGGCGAGGUCGAUGAAUUGCAAGACGUUCUCCAGACCAUGAAUGUUGAGGAGAGGUUGCACAAGGCAUUGGUUGUUCUUAAGAAGGAACUGAUGAAUGCUAAACUUCAGUCGAAGAUCUCCAAGGACGUGGAAAGCAAGAUUCAGAAGCGACAACGAGAGUACUGGCUUAUGGAACAAAUGAAGGGCAUUCGACGAGAGCUGGGCAUUGAGUCUGAUGGCAAAGACAAACUGGUUGAGAAGUUCAAAGAAAAGGCGGAAAAGCUGGCCAUGCCUGAAGCUGUCAAGAAGGUUUUUGAAGAAGAGCUCAACAAGCUGGCCCAUCUCGAACCUGCAGCGUCCGAGUUCAACGUGACCAGGAAUUAUCUAGACUGGCUCACUCAGAUCCCUUGGGGCCAAAGGAGUGCCGAGAACUUUGGCAUCAAAAAUGCCAUGACGGUGCUGGAUGAGGAUCACUAUGGACUGAAAGAUGUCAAGGACCGGAUCCUCGAGUUCAUCGCCGUCGGCAAGCUCCGUGGGACUGUCGAAGGCAAGAUCUUGUGUUUUGUUGGUCCUCCCGGUGUCGGAAAGACCUCAAUCGGCAAAUCAAUUGCUCGCGCAUUGAAUAGACAGUACUACCGAUUCAGUGUUGGAGGCUUGACAGAUGUCGCCGAGAUCAAAGGACAUCGUCGGACGUAUGUUGGUGCCCUUCCCGGUAGGAUUAUCCAGGCCCUCAAGAAGUGCCAAACAGAGAAUCCUCUCAUCCUCAUUGAUGAGGUGGACAAAAUCGGCCGUGGCCACCAGGGAGACCCUGCUUCCGCGCUGCUCGAGCUGCUCGACCCUGAGCAGAACUCAAGCUUCCUGGACCACUACAUGGAUGUCCCUGUUGAUCUGUCCAAGGUUCUGUUUGUCUGCACAGCAAACAUGACCGAUACUAUUCCCCGGCCUCUACUCGAUCGCAUGGAGAUGAUUGAACUCAGUGGCUACGUCGCGGACGAGAAGAAGGCCAUCGCGGAGCGCUACCUUGCACCACAGGCGAAGGAACUUUCUGGUCUGAAAGAUGCCGACGUCAAUUUGGAGGAAUCCGCAAUUGAGGAGCUCAUCAAUAAGUAUUGUCGCGAAUCGGGCGUGCGAAACCUCAAAAAGCAAAUUGAAAAGGUCUUCCGCAAGUCAGCCUUGAAGAUCAUCCAGGAUCUUGGUGAGGAAGCUCUGCCGGAGUCGGCGGCGUUGACGGAAGAAGGCAAGGCUGCGCUCGAAGAAAGCCAGAAAUCUGAUUCAGACGUCAAGGAUACUCCCGAGUCCAUUGAGAAGGAAACGACGGAACACCCGCGAGUCGCACUCCAACUGCCAGAUUCGGUGCAUGUGGCGAUCACGAAAGACAACCUGAAAGAUUACGUUGGUCCUCCGGUCUUCACCUCUGAUCGUCUCUACGAAACCACACCGCCCGGCGUUGCCAUGGGGCUCGCUUGGACUAGCAUGGGAGGCGCAGCCCUUUACGUCGAAUCCAUUCUGGAGUCAGCAUUGUCACAUUCCAGCAGACCAAGUCUAGAGCGGACGGGCAACUUGAAGGCCGUAAUGAAGGAGUCGAUUUCGAUUGCGUAUUCGUUCGCCAAACACGUCUUGGCCACCCGUUUCCCUGAAAAUCGGUUUUUUGACCACGCGAAAAUCCACCUGCACUGUCCCGAGGGCGCUGUUCAGAAGGACGGUCCAUCAGCCGGUAUCACAAUGGCGACAUCCCUACUAAGCUUGGCCAUGGACAAGCAGGUUGAUCCCGCACUGGCUAUGACCGGUGAAUUAACCGUAACGGGCAAGGUUCUCAGAAUCGGUGGCUUGAGAGAGAAGACAGUUGCAGCUCGAAGAGCGGGUUGCUCCAAGAUUCUCUUCCCUAAGGAUAACUGGGGCGAUUGGUGCGAGUUGCCUGAGAACAUCAGAGAAGGCAUUGAAGGCCAUGCAGUUGACUGGUACGACGACGUCUUCGAGAUUGUCUUUCCUGACGCUCGUACGGAGGAGAUCAAUGCUUUGUGGAAAGACACACUGAAAAGGUCAAAAGAGGAUAAGGAAAAAGAUCACGACGACGAUGAUUGA
Capronia epimyces CBS 606.96 is the source of this 3282-nucleotide messenger RNA. RefSeq names its product lon protease like, mitochondrial. The transcript has 2 exons. Gene Ontology annotation, cellular component: mitochondrial matrix. Lineage: Eukaryota; Fungi; Ascomycota; Eurotiomycetes; Chaetothyriales; Herpotrichiellaceae. The coding region runs from base 1 to 3282 and encodes 1093 amino acids. The record is from RefSeq and is a predicted model, not a curated record. Gene Ontology annotation, molecular function: ATP binding; serine-type endopeptidase activity; ATP-dependent peptidase activity. Gene Ontology annotation, biological process: protein catabolic process; protein quality control for misfolded or incompletely synthesized proteins; chaperone-mediated protein complex assembly.